Messenger RNA from Trichoderma harzianum CBS 226.95, 5079 nucleotides. RefSeq lists its product as hypothetical. The coding region runs from base 1 to 5079 and encodes 1692 amino acids. The transcript has 2 exons. The record is from RefSeq and is a predicted model, not a curated record. Lineage: Eukaryota; Fungi; Ascomycota; Sordariomycetes; Hypocreales; Hypocreaceae.
AUGAGCACCGUUAGUAGGAAGAGCCUUCCAUUGCCUGCGCCGACCGAGACCGACGAGACGACCACUCCCACGGAGCUGACCGCCGACAUCUCCAAGCUUGGCGAUGAGAAAUCGGGCUACUCGCUACAAGAUGAUGGCCCUACAGGCACCAUCAGCAGUCGCGGCUACCGAAGCCAUCAGCGCUCUCAGACAUCUGUGCUGAUUGAGUAUUUCGAAGGCAGCAGAACCGGGAGCUCGACCAGCCGCAAGCCCAGCGUACGAGUGCGGCUCACCCCCUCCUCCUCCAAAAGGGGCAAAAGGGAUCAUAGCAUCAAAGUGACGGAGACGAAAACUUCCCGCAAAACUUCGCUGACUCGACGCAUCCCUCUGGAAGAUGGGAUCCCGUCGCGUGAGCUUGAGGUACCUGGGGUCGACGCCGACGGUCAUAGCGUGACGUCGUAUGCAUCGGCCACUGAAGAGUCUACCGUCUCACGGAAUCCCAUCGACAUAGAGAUCACACAGGAAAAACAGCAGCCGCAGCGACGCCGCCGCCCUGCCAGUCCUCUUAUUCCGACUAGCGAGAGAGAAUCUUACCCCCCCGCCAAUGGAUCGGAGAUUUCUGCCAUCGCCACAGACAGCUUCUUGGAUGGCUCCGGACCUGGAGGGGAUCUAGGCUCGGGUGAGCACCUGGACGAAACUUUGGAUGAUACCCGGGCUACCAAAACUCGUUCCAAAGAUCGUUCUUCCAAAUCUUCAUCGGAUAAACCCAAGGACAAGGAGCGAAAGCGACGAUCAAAGAGUCGGAGCAUUAGCGAGCUUCCAACCGAGGAGACAUACACCUCCUCCCGGCGUCGCUCCAGUCGAAGUCGCCACUCGGAGUCACACGUACCUCAAAUUCCUGCCGCCGAUUCAAGUGUCCUGUCGUCAAACCUGGCCCCAAGCCAUCGCUCCAUGGACACCCGCUCCAUGCGCUCCGGAGCAUCGAAAUCUUCAAUCAACAACCCCAAGCUACUAGAAACCGUCGAAGAUGCCAUUCGGAGAUUAAUUUUGCCAGAAUUGAGUGCCCUCAAGCGAGAGCAGAGCAAACGGGAAGGCCGAGAACGACGCGCCUCCUUUACUUCCACAGGCACUUCUGCCUCAAGAGAGGACAUCACAGUAGACCGCAGGCGGUCUGCAAGUCAGAGACCCGAGUCGAUAAGAGACAAGGACGCCCUCAAGGAGAAUUCUAAGCCCAAAGAAAGACGGAAUCGUGAGGCUCGUCACGACUACGACGACUUGCACAGCCCCAGCCUGGAUUCCAUUGAGGCAGAUUACCGUCUCCACGAUGACGGCAACACGCCAAAGAGAAGUGGUAACCUGGCCAAGGCUGCGCUCGCUGGCGCCACUGGCGCGGCAGCAGCUAAAGCAUUGUCCAGCGGAACAGAUGAUCAUUCAGAGGCUGGCGAGAAGAGGCAUCGCGAGAGACGCAGAAGGAGAACAGAGUCUAGAGCGAGAAGCCAAAGCCUAGGCCGUGAACGAUAUGCGGAAGAAUAUGACGAUGAGGAAGAGCCGCCGCCCGCGCCGCCAAUGCCGCUCAUGAGCGAGAUUAACCCGUCGGAGAUGACACGAACUUCAAUCUUGUCUGCCGAAUCCGAUGGACCAAUGUCAGCCACUGAAGAAAUUGCUCCUUUGGGAAGCCAGCAACGGGAGAUGGCCUCGCCGUCGUCCACGCCAACCCCUUCCAGAACACCCACAAACGUUGACCAAGCACUUGGCAGGAGCCACGCCAAUGUAUCGCACGGCGACUUGACUGCUCUACCACGUGGUAAGAAGGAGUAUAACCAGUCCAUUGAAUAUGAGACGGACGAGUUUGGCAACAAGAUCCCCGUCCACUAUGACAAUUACGACGGCAGCCCUCGUGAUGUUGACCAAGGCGAAUACCCAGAUGACGGAUACGAAGAUGCCUACUACAAUACACAGGAUGUUCCCCCUCCUCUGAAAUACGUCCCAUAUCAGGCUGGCGCGCGUGGCCUAAGCCCGAUCCCCAGCGUGUCUGGUUUCACAGAGGUUGAUGGGGAGACGCCGAAUAGGAACUCCAGAGGCGAAAACUAUUCGUCCAUCAAGUCUCGUGGCUCAUUGCAGUCGCUUGAGUCUGUCCCGAGUAACUUGAGGAGCAGGGAAUUUGAUCUUGCGUCAUCGGCAGCCGGUGGGAAUACUAUCUACUCGGAAGAUUCCCAGCUCGGACAGACGGCUGCAGGAAAGCCUGUCCGCGGCAUUGCUGCCAACCCUAACAUCAUUCACCCCGUCAUUGCGGCCGAGUCUGCCGUGGCCUCAUUGAUUGGUGAGUCGAUGCUUGAUCAAUCCGUCUUGACAGGUGUAUACAGCGGGGCUGGAGACUCCAACCUCUCUUACGAUGAGCGAUCCAAGCUCCAGAGCAGCCGUGAUGUGAGCCCAGACAAAUAUUCUGGCAUGAACCGCCAAGAGUACGACGAUGACCGACAGGCGACUCCUGGCCAAUCGCAUGACUACAUGGAGUAUGAGCUUGAUGAGAAUGGACGCAAGGUGCCUCGCACCAAGUACCGCCAAUCCCCUACCUCAUCCGAGGCUGCCAUCACCGCGGGUGCCGUUGGUGCUGCCGCCGCCGCUCUUAAGGCGGCCCAGGAGAGAAAACAAGCCACCGUUGAGGAUGCUGCCGAGGGCGACUUUGAGCCGGCCGGAGUGUUCCGCAACAAGUCGUUCAAGGAGCGCGCGAUGGAGGGCUGGAAGCCGCGAAACACCCCCACUCAUAGCCUGGACAGGCUUGACUACGAAGCCGCUCCCCCAAUGGAAGCUAGCAGUGUUCCUGAUCAAGAUCAUCCUAUCCCUGAGGUUGGCUACAUUGAUGAUGAUUUACAGACCAACCCGUCAAUCCUGCAAGAUGAGAUUGCCCCUGGUAUGUGGUCUGGCAAGGCCACUCCUACAGAAUAUGGACAGGUUAUUCCCAAAUCCCAGUCUGAUGAGGAAAUGCGAGAUGCUCAUCUUGACGAUGCUGCCCGCCUUAGUAGGGAGCCAAGCCAGGAGGACGAGUGGCGGAGAACAUCAGCUGAGCGGAAGCGCGAUACUCUGCUCACGAACCCGUACGAAGAUGCCAGCCCGGUUGCGAACCCGGCGCUCAACGACCACCUGCUUGGCUCUCGUGGUCUCGGUUUUAGCACUGGCAGCCCGGGUUUCAAGUACGACGAGGGAUACAUGUCCAACGGCCCCAACCGAACGCCAGAUGUCGAGCCCAAGGGCAAGGCAAUCCAAAUGGCUGGCCCGUCAAACUACAUGGCUGGUGGAGAUCCCUUCUACGGAUCUCAGGAUAACAACCGCGCUCUCAGUGGCAUGUCUCAAGGCAUGGCCUCGCCAUUCUAUGAUGCCUCUACGGGCGGCGGCAUCGAGCGUAUCGAAAACAAGGACAUUGUUGCCUUGAUGCAACACCUCAUGGUUCGUGAUGCACAGCGAAGUGCCCGCGACACGGAGAUUGUCGCGCUGCUCAUGAACGCUGCGAUUGAGAUGCGCAACUCGUUCCGCGAUCUGAAGGAGCUGGUUCAGGACACUGGAGACGAUGUCAUCUUUGCUAAUUCCGAAAACACUGAUAAGCUUCAGAAGGCCAUCAACGGGCCUCGACCUUACCCCGGCCCCCGUUCUGUGCAGAGCGGCUCCAUCGGUGGCACCACCAUGGACGACGUCACUGUCAAGAAGAAGGCUCUGUGGAAACGAGCCCUCCAAGGCCUCAGCGCCAAGGGCACCAACGAUCUCACUCGCAUUGAGGACAUGCUGAUGCAGCUCCUCGGAGAGGUGGACGUUCUCAAGACACAGACGGCGCAGCCCAUCUCCGCCAGGGUCUCUACCAGCGGAGCGGGACAGUCUUUUGACAAUCUCCAGCCAGAGGGACAGUAUGAGCACGACAAAGGCUAUGAGCCCGAAGGCAACUCAACCACGAGCCAUGGCAGCCAAUCGCAGGGGCAGCGCAAGUUCUCAGAUCAUCGCAUCGACACCGUACCCGAACACGAGGAUGAGUACGAGUAUGAUCACCCUACUCCGACAGCAGAGCGAACUCAAAUCAUCCCUCCGAUGAGCCCCAUGGACCGUGAGGUGCAUCGUGCCGGAUCGCUCCCAACAGAUGGUGCGGCACCAGUCUCUGACCAGGGGUAUGACCAGCCGCACAGCGCUGAUAACACGCCUCGUAGCGACAAGGGAAGGAAAGGCAAGUCGGGAAGCAAGAGCUGGUUCCCCAAGAUCUCCCGCUGGUCUGGAACGACGGCAUCUACCGUGAGCAAGGCGCUGCGCGGAAACCCCAAGAAGGAUGGCGAGGAUGAUGUGCUGCAGUCCCGAUCAGGGUCCAGCAUGGCUUCGCGCGAUGAUCUCUACCCUCUCGACACGUAUGGCGAUGACAGACUCCACUCCGGGUAUCUACCUGAGGGAGGACGCCUUGCUCCGCCCCACGAGAUUCACGAAUCGUCAGCACCCAUUGUGCCGACCUUUGCUACGCCAGAGGAUCCCAAAUACAAGGCUCACCGCAACUCGCUCAACUUGAUGCACCCUCAGCCCAGAACAGGACAGACGGAGCGCUUCCGAACCGCCCUGGAGCAUUCUGCUCAAGACUUUGAUGCCCCAGCGACGCCUCGGUCCGCUGACUGGGCAGGCUCUAUGAACAGCCUUAACCGCCUCAAUGGCACCGCUGCCGGGCGCUACGGCAACGAGGGCGGAGAUUACUGGCCUGCCGCUCCUCCUCAGCAGCAAAACACUGGUCCGGCUCGGCCACCCAAGGAGCCCAUCAACUCAUCUCAGCAGACGCCGCCCAGAUCUACGCGAGUCUCGAACCUGCAAAAGGGCAGCCCCAUGGGCCCUCAGAGCUACGAAAGUGGCUACGCAAGCGGCACCGGCACACACUCCAGCCAAUACAAUAGCAUGAGCCCCAAGCCGGAGAACAAGAACUUGAACGCUGCCCUUGGCGUGCCAUCACGCAGGCCUAGUGGCCCCAGAGCGAUGACACCCAAGAAUCCAGAUGACGACGCAGCCCGAGAGGACAGGCGGAGAAAGAGAGACACAUUCGGCAGCAUGACAAGCCAGAACACCCAAGAAACGGAUACGUUUUAG